UGUUUGUAUAUUUUUUAAUAAAUAAUUUUGGAGUAUUAAACAUUUUUUUGUUUUUAUCUCAAAAAAGUGUGUUAUGUCGAUAUUUAUCGCAGCAGAAGCCCUACCUCCCCAACCCACGCCAGCACUCCCACCCCAACCGCCAGCCCCACAACCACAACCGGCUCCUCAUCAACCAAGGCAACGGAGGCGUGCUAGGCCACCAAUUUUCAGAACCCGUGUCCUACUUUUUGGGAUGCCAGAUGAUGUGGUGGUGCGUAGAUACAGGCUGCCACCACAUCUAAUCCUAGACACUCUCUCCAUAAUAGAGAGUGAUCUGGAGUCUGAAAUUCGGUAUCCUACAGCAAUACCACCAUUGACACAAUUCCUUGCUGUGUUACAUUUUUUGGCUACAGCCUCAUAUCAACAUGUUGUGGGAGACCUGGUUGGCAUGUCGCAGGGCCAGUUCAGUAAGGUCCUGCGGCGUGUCUGCCAGGCUUUCCUAAAGCGGGUGAAGCAAUUCAUUGAUAUGCCUUUGGAUGUUGGUGCCCUAGAUGUGGUGAAGCGGCAAUUUGAGGAAGGUGGUAGUCGCUUCCCACAUGUUAUUGGGGUUGUGGAUGGCACACAUGUUGCUAUUCAGCCACCAAGACAUAAUGAAGAAAUUUAUAGAAACAGGAAACUGUUUCAUUCUCUGAAUGUAAUGGUUGUUUGUGGGCCAUCCCUCCAGAUCCUUUCCCUGAAUGCCAAGUUUACUGGAAGUUCACAUGAUGCAUAUGUCAUUAGACAAUCAGGGAUAUGGCAGAGAUUAAGAGCAAGUCAACGAGCAGACAUGUGGUUAUUGGGAGACCGUGGAUAUCCUUGCACCCCCUGGCUCAUGACUCCUUACCGUAAUCCCAGGCCAGGACCACAGAUGGCAUUUAACUCCGCGCUUACUGCCACUAGGCAGCUGGUGGAGCGCACAAUUGGUGUCCUUAAAGGGCGGUUUCGUGUGCUCCACCGCACUGGUGGCGACAUCAUGUAUUCGCCGGAGAUGGCAAGUAAAAUAGUGGUCCUGUGCGCAAUACUACAUAAUAUCGCGGUAAGGAGUAGUGUAGAGCUUCCUCAGGCAGAGGAAUUGCCUGAUGAGGAGCCAGGGGUUGUUCGACACUUCGGUGGUGGGAGUGUUACACGGAGGGGGAGCCAAGUGAGGGCAAGGAUUGUUGCUGAAUAUUUCAGGUAUAGUGUUUUUAUAUUAUUUUUAUGUUAAAAAAACAAAGCACAGUAUGCUUAUGUUUUGUUUGUAAUGUUGACAUUUUGUUUGAGAUUGUAAGGUCAUUGUGUAAUGGUUUUGGAGUUUUUGUUUAUUUGUCAUUUUUAAAAAAGUAAAAAUCCGUUAACACGUUAAGCUUACAAUUUGAGAUUAGUACAAAAUAUAAUGUGAUGUGGCUAAAUAG
This is a messenger RNA of Pseudophryne corroboree (corroboree frog), 1409 nucleotides long. RefSeq names its product putative nuclease HARBI1. NCBI's taxonomy places the organism in Eukaryota, Metazoa, Chordata, Amphibia, Anura, Myobatrachidae. The coding region runs from base 74 to 1222 and encodes 382 amino acids. The transcript has 2 exons. The record is from RefSeq and is a predicted model, not a curated record.